Cuscuta campestris is the source of this 3404-nucleotide messenger RNA. The record is from the annotation of a GenBank genome assembly. Lineage: Eukaryota; Viridiplantae; Streptophyta; Magnoliopsida; Solanales; Convolvulaceae.
CUACCCUUGUGAUUCAACGAACAUUCGCAAAGUAACAAUCAAACAAUUUCAACAUGUAUUUCAUAAAAAUCAAUCACGAUAACAAUUAUGAACAGAAUUUCAAACCUAAAUGCAUAUCCUAGUGUUAGAUGUCCACAUACGCACCUCGAUUCGUUUUGAUUCAAUUAAAGAGAACCUUGUUCAAACAGAGUGUCAACGGGGGUUUGCAUCGUAGCUACCCAAGUCCGUCAUUAGAUCCCAGAAGUCAUGGGGUUAGGUCUGCCACCUUCAAUUCUGCCCGGAUGUUAAUGGUGAUCUCCAUCGCUGCUGAAGGUCGCUGGAUUUGAUCUUGGUAGCAGGAGAAAGUUGUUAAAGAGAUGUCAUCACUGCCCUACCUCGCCGCCGCUGACCGCCUUAACCCUAGCCGGAGAAGAGGCUCGCCGCCGGGUGGAAAUCGCUAGCCGCUGCUGGAAUUGCCGGAAUAUAGAGGGAACAGGGUGCCACGGUCGGAAUCGCCAUCACUAGCUGAAGUCGCUAGCCUGGUCGCCGCUAUGGGAUAGGUUGCUGGUCGCCGUUGCAGCAUCGUGAUCGGGAGAUCUGUUGUCCUCCCUGCGGUUGUGUCGCUAGAUCAAAGAAGGAGGUCAGGCGGCGGUGACGGAUCAAGGAAGACGAGGAACGAAGUUUGGUCGCAGUUCCUGAACGGUUGCGGAUUCUUCGUCCGAUCGAAAGAGGGAGGAGGACGAAGGAGUAUUUGUGUGUUGGUGUCGUGCAGAUGGAUGAAGAAGUUAGUGCGAAGAUAUGCUUCCAUUCCACACCACUUUCUUCAUAAAUAUUACUUGGUUCGUCCCUAAGUGUUUGUCCACUUUUGACUUUUGAAACUGUUCAUCUAAACACUUUGACUCAUCAAAUUCUCUCAAUGUGUAAGCCUAAAAAUAGUCAUGUGUGAUCUUGUUUGAUUCGUCUUAACAUAUAGAUUAUUAAUAUAUAAUUUCUAUAAUUUUUUAAUAUACAAAUUACAAGAUAAAAUGGAUUAAAGAAGUGCAUUGGAUGGAGGCAGAACCACAAAUUAAAGGAAUAAAGCAAAGCGACCGGAUUUAAACAUGAGGAUGAUUGAAACAUCGCAAACAAUCAGAACCUCACCAUCAGGAAUUUGGCUACACAAAACCUUGACCAUCAACCACUCUGCAUUCAUUAUAUCCAACAUUGAAUGCACCCCUAGAGCUUAGGUCAGGUUUGAUACAACUUUUACCAAAUUUUCAUGGAUUACUAGCUAGGAGAGGAUCCACACAAGCAUUUAAAGGAGUUUCGCAGUUGCCGGAAAGGACACAGGCCGGUGCUGCUUUGCAACCAUUUGUCGUCAUCGCUGCUACUCUCGCCGGAAAUCCAAUCACUAUAGAUCGUUGCUGAACCGGAGAGGAAGGCCUGGCGAGCGGCGUGGCGUGUUGGUUGGAACUGUCACGUCGGGGUCUCGCCCUUAUGCCGUUAUGUUUGAUCAGAGCAAAAGGCGAGGGCGGUGGUCUGCGGAUUGGCAACGAUCGAAAGAAGAAGAAGACGCCAAAAGCCUAAUAGAGUUUGCUUCAACACACGACGUACUCUCCGUAACAACAAUUUCAGUACCAAAGAAAAUGGGCCACCCCGUAAACGGAAAGGAGCCCGGAGAAUCUUCCCGCCGGCAAAUCCUCCAUGACGAUGACGUCACGUCUAAACCACGCAGGUCAACCGUCAAGCUCGUCCUCGUAUUGGCCGCCGUCCUCAUUACCGCCUCCGCCGUCUCUGUGGGUGUUCUGGUCGGUACACGUGGCAAGUCCUCCUCCAGGAACAGAGUAACCUCCAAGCCUAGCCGAGCCAUGUCCCGAACCUGCAGCAAGACUCUGUACCCGAGCCUCUGCCUCCGCUCGUUCCUCGACUUCCCCGGCUCCACCGCCGCGUCGGAGGCGGAAUUGGUCCACAUUUCCGUGAACGUAUCUCUCCGGCAGGCCGCGGCGGCGGUCAACGCGAUCAACGACGUCAACAAUCUUGAGAUGGACACUCUGGUCCGGUCCGCUUACGAGGAUUGUCUCGAGCUGCUCGACGACUCGGUUGACCUCCUUGACCGCUCCCUGAACGCCCUCCGAUCCGGAGGAAGCUCCCCGGACGAUGUUGCCACGUGGCUGAGCGCCGCUCUCACCAAUCACGACACGUGUUCGGAGGGAUUCUCGGGCGUCAAUAACGGGACGGUGAAGGACAGCGUGGCGGAGAGGUUGAAGGACAUGACGGAGCUGGUGAGCAACUCACUGGCGAUCUUCGCCUCCACGGACGGCGGCGAUGAGUUCGCCGGCGUGCCAAUAGGGAAUCGCCGCCGGCGCAAACUCUUGGAGAAGGGGGAGUUCCCGGAAUGGUUGUCGGAGAGUGAUCGGAAAUUGCUUAGCAUGCCCGGGUCUCCUAUUCGAGCAGAUAUAAUUGUGGCUAAGGACGGAAGCGGGACGGUGAAGACGAUCGGGGAAGCCAUAAAGAAGGUGCCGGAGCACAGCACUCGCCGGACCAUUAUUUACAUUAAGGAAGGAGUGUACGAAGAGCACAAUACUCUGAAAAUUGGGAAGAAGAAAACAAACGUGAUGUUAGUUGGAGAUGGGAAGGGCAAGACGGUCAUUUCGGGCAGCAAAAGUGUUGCUCAACAGCUCACCACCUUCCACACCGCGUCUUUUGCUGCAACUGGGCGUGGAUUCAUAGCUAAAGACAUCACAUUCCAAAACACGGCGGGUCCGGUGAAGCAUCAAGCGGUGGCCCUCCGAAUUGGAGCUGACCACGCCGUAGUUUACCGUUGCCAAAUCAUUGGGUACCAGGACACCCUCUACGUCCACUCCCAGCGCCAGUUCUACCGGGAAUGCGACAUAUACGGCACUGUGGAUUUCAUCUUUGGCAACGCCGCGGUUGUCAUCCAGAAAUGCAACAUUUACGCCAGAAAGCCCUUGCCAGACCAGAAGAACACCAUCACGGCCCAAAACCGAAAAGACCCGAACCAGAUCACCGGGAUAUCCAUCCACGCCAGUAAUAUUCUGGCAACCCCAGACCUCGAGGCGUCCAAGGGCACCUUCCCUACGUUUUUAGGGCGACCCUGGAAGAUGUACUCGAGGACUGUGUACAUGUUGUGUUACAUGGGGGACCAUGUUGACCCUAGGGGGUGGCUUGAGUGGAGUGGGGAUUUUGCACUUUCCACAUUGUACUAUGGAGAGUACAUGAACCAUGGGCCGGGUGCCGGUUUAGCCCGGCGAGUGACUUGGCCAGGUUAUCGAGUCAUCAAGCUGGAGGCAGAAGCAAGUAGGUUCACUGUUUCUCACCUAAUCUCGGGCUCGUCUUGGUUGCCGUCUACAGGAGUGGCUUUUUUGUCUGGACUUGAUACAUGAUGACCAUAUAUAUUUAUAUAUAUCCUCUGCGCAUACAUACAU